Messenger RNA from Phytophthora nicotianae INRA-310, 1116 nucleotides. RefSeq lists its product as hypothetical. Gene Ontology annotation, biological process: rRNA base methylation. The record is from RefSeq and is a predicted model, not a curated record. Lineage: Eukaryota; Oomycota; Peronosporomycetes; Peronosporales; Peronosporaceae. Gene Ontology annotation, molecular function: rRNA (uridine-N3-)-methyltransferase activity. The transcript has a single exon. The coding region runs from base 1 to 1116 and encodes 371 amino acids. Gene Ontology annotation, cellular component: cytoplasm.
AUGAGCACCAUUGCACGCAACUUGCUGCGUCCUGGAGCUCCCUACUACAGGAACAAGCUGGCCAUGUCGUCUUCAGUAUCACUAGCAACAGAUUCUCCAAGCUAUGGCAACAAUAUCGGUGACUUGACGUCGUUAGGGCAACUCCAACAAGGAUGUCAGGUGUUAGUGGUCGGAGAUGGCAACUUUUCCUACUCGCGAGCGUUCCUGCGCGCCAACAGUGCUCGCAUCGCUGCAUCAGAAAUUAACGUGACCGUCACAUCACUUGACACUGAGAAUCAAUUGAUGGAGAUGUAUCCAAAGUCUCACAGCAUUCUGGACGAGCUGCACAAUGGCGGAGUUCACGUCCGACACGGCGUAAAUGCUACGAAACUAGAGACCUACUCAUUUGGAGAUGGAAACGGUGAUGGACUCGUUAAAUUCGACAGGAUCGUGUUUAACUUCCCGCACUAUGCAGCGGAUGGAGGCGUGGGCAACAAGAACAAGCGCAACAAGAUCCAUCGCCACCGUCAUCUGCUCGUUGACUUUUUCGCCAGUGCGAGUCAAGUACUGGCGAGUUACGGUCAGAUUUGGGUGACACUGUGUGCUGGACAAGGAGGCACUAAGCUGGAGAGGAAGACCCGAGCAGUGGGCGAUACGUGGCAGAUCGUUCACAGCGCUGCUGCUGCAGGUUUGGUGCUUCAAGACGCGCAUUUCUGCCCCGUAGAUGCUCUGGCCGACUUGGGAUACUACAGCGUCGGGUAUCAAUCACGAGAGAAGGCGUUCUGGACAGAGGACGGAAUCUCGCACGUGUUCUGCCACGAAUCUGUAGGUCGCAAGUCCUGCUUCCCCAUCGAGUGGACGCGUGACAUCAGUUUCUGGGUCACGGACGAGGAAAUAUUCACUGAAGAGCUCUUGCACGACAUCGUACGCAAGCAUUUUUCUCCCGAGACUAUGGAUGUCUCGAUCUCAUUGCUGGACGAAUAUCGCUGCGAGAAGAGCGGAUGCAAGUCGGUCACGUACCGUCUCGAUAUCUCUUCUUCCACUUUGGCUCUCUCUCGUGACCGCGUCAAUACAUUGGCACAAGCAGCACUCUCGGCCAUCGAAAGCUCGAACUUCGGCGCUUCUCGGGCGACAUGA